This is a messenger RNA of Erinaceus europaeus (western European hedgehog), 2366 nucleotides long. RefSeq names its product plasminogen activator, urokinase (gene PLAU). The transcript has 11 exons. The record is from RefSeq and is a predicted model, not a curated record. Gene Ontology annotation, molecular function: serine-type endopeptidase activity. The coding region runs from base 146 to 1444 and encodes 432 amino acids. Gene Ontology annotation, biological process: fibrinolysis; plasminogen activation; regulation of cell adhesion mediated by integrin. Lineage: Eukaryota; Metazoa; Chordata; Mammalia; Eulipotyphla; Erinaceidae.
GUGCCCUCAUAUAGAACCCGCAGGGAGGCUGAGCGCGGAGUUCUAGUUCUCGCCGGUUCUCAGUGGGUUAACCUGGUCCCUGCGGUACAGCCCUGAUUGCUUCCCGCCCUGUCCAGAGGCGGUGUCUAGAUCCAACCUCCCCACCAUGAAAAUCCCGCUGGCGUGCCUGAGCCUCUGCUUCCUGAUCGUGAGCAAUUCCGAAGGCAGAUAUGGAGGUCGUCGAAGUUCUGGCAACUCAAACUGUUAUUGUCUGAAUGGAGGAACAUGUGUGUUCUACAAGUACUUCUCCAACAUUCAUCGAUGCAAUUGCCCAAGGAAUUUCGAAGGGGAGCACUGUGAGAUAGAAUCAUCAAAAACCUGCUAUGAGGGGAAUGGUCACUCUUACCGAGGGAAGGCUCAAACUGGUAUCAGGGGGCAUCCCUGCCUUGCCUGGAACUCUCCCGCUGUCCUUCAGAAUACCUACAAUGCCCACUUGCCCAAUGCCCUUCAGCUGGGCCUGGGGAAACACAAUUUCUGCAGAAACCCAGAUAAUCAAAGAUGGCCCUGGUGCUAUGUGCAAAUCGGUCGAAUGCAGCUUGUCCACAAGUGCAAGUUGCAGGCCUGCCUUGAUGGAAAUAAGUUACUUCCUCCUGAAGGAAAAGAGGUGUUUCAGUGUGGCCAGAAGGCUCUGAAACCCCGAUUUAAGAUUAUUGGAGGAGAAUUCACCACCACUGAGAACCAGCCUUGGUUUGCAGCCAUCUAUAAGAGACACAGUGAUGGCUCUGUAAGCUACGUAUGCGGCGGCAGCCUCAUCAGCCCUUGCUGGGUAGUCAGUGCCACACACUGCUUCAUUAAUUUCCCAAAGGAGAACUACGUUGUCUACUUGGGCCGGUCAAGGCUUAACUCCAGUACACCUGGGGAGAUGGAGUUUGAGGUAGAACAGCUCAUCUUGCAUGAAAAGUAUAGUGCUGAUACACUUGCUCACCACAAUGAUAUUGCCUUGCUGAAGAUCAAGUCCAAAACAGGCCAGUGUGCACAGCCAUCUCGAUCCAUACAGACCAUCUGCCUACCCCCCAAGAAUGGUGAUGCUCACUUUGGUGCAAGCUGUGAGGUCACUGGCUUUGGAAAAGAAAAUGCCUUUGACUACGUCUAUCCUGAGAAGCUUAAAAUGACUGUUGUGAAUCUAAUUUCCUAUCAAGUGUGUCAGCAGCCUCAUUACUAUGGCUCUGAAGUCAAUCAUAAUAUGUUGUGUGCUGCUGACCCCAACUGGAAAACAGAUUCCUGCCAGGGAGACUCAGGCGGCCCCCUGGUCUGCUCCAUCCAAAACCGUCUGACUCUAACUGGGAUUGUGAGCUGGGGCCGUGACUGUGCUAUGAAGGACAAACCAGGUGUCUACACAAGGGUCUCACGCUACCUGAGCUGGAUCCAUAGUCACACUGGGGAAGAGAAUGACCAUGCCAUCUGAGGGCCACUGAGGAACCGAGGGAAUGGGUAGCACCCACUCCCACACUGACAGUCAUUUUUUCAGUAAAGUCAUCUCCACCAGCUAUAUAUAAAGAAACUGUGGAAGAUAGGCUCUGCAGAGAUGGUUUUACUUGUGUUUGCCUACCUGGGUGAGCAACAAAUCUCUGGGCGCUGGCCGCUCAGAGCCCCUGGCCAGGAUGGAGAGGGUGUUCCUGAUCCAGGAGUCUUUUUCUGGAUUCCAGCUUCCUGGAGUUAAAAAUUGUCACUCCUGAGCAUAGGUGCAAGGAGAGCAGUUCCCCUAACAGCGGGCAUUCAUGAGGUCUACUGUUAGGAAAUGAGUAAUUUCCCAAUGAGGAAGUGUAAUAGAACUGAGGUCUCUUGAGGGAGCUUGGCCAAUGUGGGAACACAAUCAUUUGGGGAGUAAAGAGACAUUCACUAGUGACUUGAGGGAAGAGUUCUAUUAUUCCAUGAAUGUACCAGGAAUUAGGAGUGUGUGUGGGAUCACACACCACUUGUGCACAGAUGAUGUUGAUCCAGGAGCUGGCAUGUUCCUGUGUCUGACUGCAAGUCUAGAUAGUUCCCUAAAACGGUAUAGCCUGUGAUGCCAUAUAUGAGCCUGUCUGGAGGGGUCAUGAGUGACUCCCAGGGCCUUUUGCAUCACCAUGUGAUGGUGCCUAUGACUGUAUCAUUCUGGGGCACAGCCAGUGCCCUGCACUAAAUGUCUAUUUCACUUUUAUCUAGAUGUCCCUUUCUUGGCCAGUUAUCUCUUCUGACAUUCCAGCCUAGUUCAUCCAAUCCUUGCUGAUUAGGGUGAGGAUCACUCCUGUACACUGAAUAUUUAAUAAUUAUAUUCUGUGAUUUUAUUUAUAUCUAUUUUUAUAAUUUUGAAUAAAAAUGAUCAAUAAAAUGUGAUUUUUCCUGAA